AAUCGAUUAUUCAAAACCAAUUGAUCCCACCAUCAAAAAACAAAAGCGUCAAGGUAAUUGACCUUCGUCCUCCAUCAUGAUUAAUCCCUCUCUAUCUUGAGAAGGCGUUGAAUGAAAACACCCAACUUCGUUUACGUACGCUCCUCGUCGCGUCGCCGUCUCAUCAUCACCAGCACCACCUUGGAUGUCCGGCGACGCGACGCCUUCUCGCAUUUCAACACGUAGUACACCGACCUACAACCUACCUUGCCGAGCCGUGAUGCAGUAUGGAGAGGAAGAGAUCGGCCAAGCGUGUUGUACAUAAGGCGCCCUUUUGUCUUCCGGCGGCGCGUACAAAGUCCUCUUGCUUACAGUUGACACACUUAUUACCGGCGAUGCGAUGGGAGAGUGCCACCGUCUGGUCAUUAUUGGGCACCAUCUUCAGACGACACAGAGUUCGAUGGCAGCUUGUUGUACAACAAAGCUGGGUACCUAUGUAACAGCUCGGAAAACUCCCAAAUCCGCCAGCAGACGUCAUCUAAUCUGAUGAAUCUUCGCCCCGAUUCGGUAUGUGGCGGAAGAUAAGGCCAGCACGGGGAACUACUGGAGGGUGAAAUUGACUGCCGCAGACAGUGCUGGUAUAUAAGCGUCUGUUCAUACCUUAAAAUAUGCAAAUGCAACUUUUCCAAGUGCGUCACGUGCAGGGGUCAAUGUUACAGCACAGUCAGACAAUCAGACACACAGACAGACCGACAGUACGACAUUUUGAGCCCCUAAAAUUCGGGCAGACGAUACGCGACGACAGCAUAUGUACCGGUGCAUCUACGCUCGUUUAGGAGGGAGUGUCCUUCCCCUUCAACUGGAUUCCCUCGCCUUCGCCGCUAGCCUGGCAUCUGUGUGCGGACGAGUUUGCAGCCAUGGAGCCAGACGGAAAUAAUUCAGGCGAAACAUCUUUCUCCGUGAGGCAUGAGCUCAAGGACCGAUGGCGGUCGGUGGUGGUCCACAAAGAUGCGAAAGUAAGUCGAGGACGAAGAAGCUGCAUCCAGGCUCUUAUGUGCUCGUCCAUUGUUAUAGCUAGGUGGCUCGUUGUUGGGGGAAAGGAAGGGGAGGUUCAGGUGAAUGCAAGAAUAUAUGGCCAAAGUUUUUCUUCCUCCGAACGUCGCCGUCGUCGUCGUCGGUUGUCGUAGGAAAGAAACGGGACUUCUUUAGAGCACAAGGCGCGCGCUGAGCUGAGCGCUGAUUGGUCGAAUGGCGAUUUUCGUACCGUGGAGUUACGGUGGGUGGGGGCGCCUUCUUACGAAGAGGGGAAAAGAGAGCAAAAAGGAUCCUCACCUGCGCGCGGCGAAUUGGUUCUGCUGAAUAGGGCGACGCUGGUGGGAGGAAAAUUCCUCCGUAGGGAACAGUCGACGAGAGAUGCACAGCUGUUCGAUAAGGGAGGGGAGGUUGGAGAUCAUGCGCAUUGAUUGGCUGCUCUCGAUUCCGGAUCGCGCAUUUUCUCCUCUCUCACACUCGCUGGCAUUAUGCUCUCUCGCCGGUUGUCACGUUUCUUUUGUGCUGUUGUGGAAAGGAUUCGCUUGGGCGUUAAGGUGUGAAAAUGUAAACAAAGAGAGAACGGAAUCCGGUGGAUGCUGCGGAGAGAAAUGAUUUUUCCGAGAUGCUAACUGGCGGAAGGAAGCUUGGAAUUCCGCUCGAGAUGGAAAACACACGCGACGAGAGAUUUGAGAGAAAAAUGCUUAAAUUCGAAAGGUAAACAUUGGGAGCGUAUGUUAUGUUGUUGCUGCUGAUGACUGCGUGAUGAUGGCGGUAAUGACAUUACUGAUAGCUGGCGUGUAGUGCAGCAGUUGAGUAGAUCUCCGGCGGUAGUCCGUGCUCUGAACAGUGAUGAUGAAUAAAUAUAAAAUUGGUAUUUCAUCGAGAUAAACGGAACCCUCGGCGUGGAAUCUGUUGGCCGUUUCUUUUCAGUGUCAUUUCGGAUGCGCUGUUGUACGGUAGUGUUUUUCGCGGAGUCGCGGCUCGGUUUCCAAUGCUAAGUGGAUUGUUCACUGGAGAGUGUGCGUUGCGGAUUAGUGGUCACCUGUAAUAAGGUGGAUUAACGAGGCUUAGUUCGAGCUUGUGCCGGUUUGAUAAAGUGGAUUCAUAUGCAAAUCGAUUGAUAUAGUGCAAACAUCGUUCUUUGAUCUGGCAUAACAUGUGUUUGUGCGUUUACUGUUGAUGCUAAUUGUUUGCUCAUUACAACUGAAUUAGUGAUAAUUACCGGAUGAUUGAUUUCCUUUGAGGCUUGCCGUGGUGUUGGCAUUUCUAGAAUCGGAAGAGGAGAUUGCAUAACUGGCGGUUGGCGGUGGUGUGACGUGACAAACUGCAACAACCGGAAGUUCGUGGCGAUUGCCACGAUUGUGUUUGACACCUUGUUAAACUAGUUUCAGCGUUUGUUUGUCCUGACCCUUGGUGGCCGAUUGCCAAGCCUCCUACACUACGACGUUCGUAUAGCUUGUGGCACCGUGCAGACGCGGUUGUUUGCCGGCUUUCUCGUGCCGUUGUCGAGUACUGAUAAUUGAUUGGAGAGAAUGCCCCCGGUGCGAGGAGGGGUGGGGACCCUCCUGAUGCUGUGGGUAACAGUGUUGCCACGCGUCCUGCUUUCAUCGCUGCUGCUAGCCGGGAUGAUGACUCAGACGGUAGAAUCGGUCGCCGCUCCUUCGUCCAACGUUGGACUGGUUGCAAACGCGGUUCUGGAAGAUCCCGAGUUCACGGACAUUAUCGAAAACAUCACGGUUCCAGCAGGAAGAAAUGUAAAACUGGCAUGUUCCGUGAAGAAUUUAGGCUCCUAUAAGGUCGCAUGGAUGCACUUCGAGCAGUCGGCCAUCCUGACCGUGCACAACCACGUCAUCACCCGGAAUCCCCGGAUCAGCGUGACGCACGAUAAGCACGACAAGCACAAAACCUGGUUUCUGCACAUUUCCAACGUCCAGGAGGAGGACAAGGGCCGAUACAUGUGCCAAAUCAAUACGGUUACGGCCAAGACCCAAUUCGGUUAUCUUCAUGUGGUCGUACCACCCAAUAUAGAUGAUUCGGUUUCCAGUAGUGAUGUCAUCAUACGAGAAGGAGCCAACAUAACCCUUCGUUGUAAUGCCACCGGAAGUCCACCACCAUCGAUUAAGUGGAAACGAGACGGUCCAUUAAAGAUUACCGUGUCUAAAAAUAUCACAGUAAACGACUGGGAAGGUGAGAUCCUGACGCUGGAACGGGUCACACGGCACGACAUGGGAGCCUACCUGUGCAUCGCCUCCAACGGUGUCCCGCCGAGUGUAUCGAAGAGGAUCAAAGUCAGUGUCGAUUUUCCGCCAAUACUGUGGACUUCGCAUCAGCUCGUUGGCAUUCCCCUGGGCUAUAAUGUUACACUGGAAUGCAUUACGGAAGCACACCCUACCUCACUCAACUACUGGACGCGGGAGAAUGAUCAAAUGAUACAUGAGUCCGCAAAAUACAAGACUGAAUCCAUUCCUGGGACACCUUCGUACAAAGCGGUGAUGCGAUUGCACAUCAGCGAGGUGCAGCAAUCCGACUACGGUAUCUACAAGUGCAUAGCCAAGAACCCACGAGGAGAAGCCGACGGGACAAUCAGAUUAUACUCUUCGAGUCCACCCACAACGAUACCGCCUUCGACAACCGAAACCAUCACGACUACUGUGUCCUCGACGAGGCUGUUCGACCUACCGUUCGGACAAACGACGGUCGCCUCGGUUAAUUCCUUGGAAAGAGGCAAUAAAUACCAAUCCAUUCUGAACGAGGUGGACCGAUCGGAGCAAAAAUCUAGUGACAGCUCCAAAACCAAUCGGGAUCGACCACCUGCGAAUCGCCCAAAAAACUGCGGAUCAUCUCCUAGCAGUUGGUGGUUAGCGCUAGCUCUUCCGGUAGCAUUCCAACUGUUGUCGCACGUGGCGCGAUGGCAGUGACGGCGACUACCAGGACCGGUCGGCGGCUGGUUGGACUAGGCGUUUUACAACUUGGUUACACUGAAUAUAUGAAACCGCUAAGUAGAACAAUGUGAGAUAUGAGGAGGAGAGAUAAGUUUUUUGAUGUUACUGUUCUGUUUGGAAAUCCACGGUUUCGGGGCAGCUUGGCAGCGGAUCCGACGCGUUGGAUGAUUUUACAACUUGCUUGCUCAUGAUUUACCACGGCAGGUCUAGCGUGUAAAGGUAGUUAUGUUACAAUUUGUAUAGUUAAUCACAGAAUAAAAAUAAGGAUAAAAGGAAGAAGCUCUAUACAUAAUAGUCGAUGGUAGGUAAAUUUUUAUGAACUAGCGAUUAUGGAGGGCGCCAUUGUUGUAACAUUAUUAUCAGGAAGGGCGCCGAGAGUCGUCGCAUGGCGUUGUAUGAGAUAUAUGGUACUUGAUAGUGUUAAUGCCUUACGUAAAUAUUAAGCCAAAAUGAGCAGCUGUGUGUCAGCAACCGGAGCGCCAAAGAUGUGAGAUAAGGUUUAGAAUUGCCAAUGGCUGGGCUGAUGCGGUAAACUACCAAAUUAUAUAUAAUCCUAACUAGGAUGCGGUUUAAAUGUCUAGGACAGUGGUUCUCAAUU
Messenger RNA from Aedes albopictus (Asian tiger mosquito), 4551 nucleotides. Its product is annotated as neurotrimin. The transcript is spliced from 10 exons. Gene Ontology annotation, cellular component: neuron projection. The coding region runs from base 2544 to 3929 and encodes 461 amino acids. The record is from RefSeq and is a predicted model, not a curated record. Lineage: Eukaryota; Metazoa; Arthropoda; Insecta; Diptera; Culicidae.